AUGCAGGGCACUACACCGGCUAGAAUAGAGUCCAUGAGCCCAGUCAUUGACUGGAAGGACACCAUCCCACCAGAGGAUCGUCAAGAUCUCGGAGACCCUCAGUUCGUGGCGGAAUAUGUGAAUCCAAUCUUCAUCAAUAUGAAUGGCGUUGAACAGAAGUAG
Molecule: messenger RNA, 162 nt
Organism: Perkinsus marinus ATCC 50983
Lineage: Eukaryota; Perkinsozoa; Perkinsida; Perkinsidae
Exons: 2
Coding region: 1-162 (53 amino acids)
Source: RefSeq, a predicted model, not a curated record